AUGGCAGCUCUUCGCCACUCGACGCGAGUCUUCGGCACUGCCAGGACGGCGGCCCUCCGCCCCAACGUCGCCUUCACACGCUCCAUGGCCUCCGUAAGCGAGGUCGAGGAGCAGAAGCCGCGCAUGAAGACGUUCCAGAUCUAUCGUUGGAACCCCGACACGCCGACUGAGAAGCCGCGGCUACAGAGCUACACCAUCGACCUCAACAAGACCGGUCCCAUGAUGCUCGACGCCAUCAUCCGCAUCAAGAAUGAGCUCGAUCCCACCCUGACGUUCCGCAGAAGUUGUCGCGAGGGCAUCUGCGGCUCCUGCGCCAUGAACAUCAACGGCCAAAACACCCUGGCCUGCCUCUGCCGAAUCCCCUCCGAAUCUGACUCUGACGUCAAGAUCUACCCUCUUCCUCACACCUACGUUGUCAAGGACCUCGUCCCUGACCUGACGCAUUUCUACAAGCAAUACAAGUCUAUCAAGCCUUACCUCCAGCGCGAUACUCCCGCUCCCGACGGCAAGGAAUACCGCCAGAGCAAGGAGGACCGCAAGAAGCUGGACGGCCUGUACGAGUGCAUCCUCUGCGCCUGCUGCUCGACCUCGUGCCCGUCGUACUGGUGGAACUCGGAGGAGUACCUUGGCCCGGCCAUCCUGCUGCAGUCGUACCGCUGGCUCGCCGACUCGCGCGACGAGCGCACCGCGGAGCGCCAGGCCAACCUCGAGAACAACAUGAGCCUGUACCGCUGCCACACCAUCCUCAACUGCACAAAGGCCUGCCCCAAGGGCCUCAACCCCGGCAAGGCCGUCGCCGAGAUCAAGAAGCAAAUGGCUCUCGGCGCGUAA
Molecule: messenger RNA, 831 nt
Organism: Cordyceps fumosorosea ARSEF 2679
Lineage: Eukaryota; Fungi; Ascomycota; Sordariomycetes; Hypocreales; Cordycipitaceae
Product: succinate dehydrogenase iron-sulfur protein
Exons: 3
Coding region: 1-831 (276 amino acids)
Biological process (GO): respiratory electron transport chain; tricarboxylic acid cycle; aerobic respiration
Cellular component (GO): mitochondrial membrane
Molecular function (GO): electron transfer activity; 2 iron, 2 sulfur cluster binding
Source: RefSeq, a predicted model, not a curated record